This is a messenger RNA of Tupaia belangeri chinensis (Chinese tree shrew), 5323 nucleotides long. It is a transcript of the gene SLAMF1, whose product is annotated as signaling lymphocytic activation molecule family member 1. Bases 320 to 1459 code for a protein of 379 amino acids. The record is from RefSeq and is a predicted model, not a curated record. Gene Ontology annotation, biological process: lymphocyte activation. Gene Ontology annotation, molecular function: signaling receptor activity. Lineage: Eukaryota; Metazoa; Chordata; Mammalia; Scandentia; Tupaiidae. Gene Ontology annotation, cellular component: cell surface; membrane. The transcript has 7 exons.
AGCAGAGUAACCAAGAGAACUGCUGAAAACAGCUGUGACAUCCGUUUUCUGGAGACUGCUAAGAAAGGAGGAAGGGGAGCUCACUUCGACUCAAAGCCUGGGUUUGACUGAAGUGACAGCACAACCCCUUUCCCGACCCCACAGCCGGAGUGUCACUUCUUCAGAAGCGUGCUUCUAGAGAACAGUGAAGUGAUUUACGGCCCGAAAGAUGAGCAAUCCUCAAGACAGAGGCAGAAAAAGUCCCAGAGCGACAGGAAGCUGGUUCAGGAGCCUGCUGGUUCCUGAUGCAUAAACUAGACAGCAGCGGCAGCACCACCUAAUGUGGAGUUCGCGUCUGCCCUGGCCUGGCCUCUGUGAACAACUGCCAGGCUCCGGGCCAAGCCUCCUUCCUUCUCUCCACCGGCUGAUGGAUCCCACGGGGCUCCUCUCCUUGAACCUCCUGCUGCUUCUGUCCCUGACUUUUGAGCUGAGCCAUGGCACAGGUGGAAAUGUGCUGAACUGUCCGAAGAUUCUCCGGCAGUUGGGAAGUAACGUGUUGUUGCCUCUGAUGAAUGAAGGCAUAAAUAAGAGCAUGAACAAAAGCACCCGCAUCCUCGUCACAAAAGCAGAAUCACCAGGAAGCAAUGUCAAGACGAUUAUCGUGUCUGUCCAUCCAUACAAAGAGGACUCUCCAGAUUAUGUAGGCAACGGCUAUACGUUUCAUCUGGAAGACUUGAGCCUGGGCAUCCGGGAAAGCAGGAAGGAGGAUGAGGGAUGGUACUUCAUGGCUUUGGAGGAGAACAUCUCAGUCCAGAACUUUUGCCUGCAGCUAAGGCUUUAUGAGCAGGUCUCCACUCCAGAGAUUAAAGUGUUAAACAAGACUCAGACGAACCGGACCUGCAGCCUGAUGCUGGCCUGCACGGUGGACAAGGGGGACUAUGUGACUUAUAGCUGGAGUGAGGAGGCAGCCACUCACCCUCUAAACCCAGCCAACAACUCUCAUCUUCUGCACCUCACCCUUGGUCCCCAGCACGCUGACAAUAACUACACCUGCACCGUGAGCAAUCCCAUCAGCAACCACUCCCAGUCCUUCAACCCCUGGAUCAAUUGCAGGCCACAACGCCGAGUAUCGACACAGUGGGGCCUGUAUGCUGGGCUGCUUUUAGGGGGUGUCGCUGGUGUCGUCAUUAUUCUCCAAGUGGCGAAACUACUGUUGAGAAGAAGAGGUAAAGCAGACCAUUGCCAACCACCAAUGGAAACAAAGAGCUUCACUAUCUACGCCCAAGUCCAGACCUCAGGAGCUCUUCAGAAGAAACCUGACCCCCUGCCAGUGCAUGACCACUGCACCACCAUUUACGUUGCUGCCACAGAGCCUGACCCAGAGCCUGACCCAGAGCCUGUCCCAGAACCUGUCCCAGAGCCUGUCCAGGAACCAAGUUCCAUCACAGUCUAUGCCAGCGUGACACUUCCAGAAAGCUGACACCGCAGACCAAGACAGGGACUUUCUGAAGAAAAAAUUGGAAGAAACAAAAUAAACAUGGAACUAGGCCCUGAGACCCAAGUUCCUUAUGACAGACACUCCACACAGCUGCACCCUUCCCAGAUCGACUUCCUGGGGACGUUUCUUCCACAUCCACCUGUGCCACGGACACGGAAGUGAGGCCUCCCAAGCCUUUAGCCUGCUCUGCUGUGGGCGCAGGCACAGACCAGAGAGAUAGCUACUUUGUGUGUAGCAGACGGAACGGAUAGUGCGAGUCUAGAAAUCCAGGCGUCUUGCUCUUUGCUGUGACGGAUGAUAAAAAUCAAAGACGGAAAGCCAGGACAUCUAGGACCUAUCUCAAACCACUGACUGCCAGCCACAAAGUCUGGAGAAGUUUACAUUUCGGCGGUCUGUACUUUGUUCUGGGAGCUGACUCUGAUCGCCUGCACACCUGCCUCAGUUUUGCUCUUCGGAUGAAGGAUGAAUGAAGACUGGAGGGUGAAUUCCCUGUUCCAUGUAAAACACUCUGAAAUUAUUCUGCAAGGAAAGCUAAGACAAUCAGUAUUUUAUUUGCAAAACCUAGAAGCUAUUAAGUCAAUAAACUGAAAGAAUGUCUUAGAGGUCUCAGACCUUGGAACAGCAGAAUGGAAAUCAUCUACAACCUUUACAAGUACAGUUCUGUGCAAAGGGCACUCAGUUUUAAAGACAGUGGCAAGUGUUUGGUGAAGCUUUUACAAAGGGACUUGGAAUAGUCAGAAGAAUCUGUCCCAGGGUGCUUUUUCACUUCCACAAAUGACUUUUAAAUCCUAGUUCUCUGUAUUCCCUCCCCCCACCUUGAGUAACAAGCCUAGAGCCUCAGCUAAGACGUCUCCAGCCUUGUUCCAAACCUGUUUUCCAUUCAAGGACUCAUGUGGUAUUGCAGUCAGGGUCUCUAACAGGCACCUCCUACUCCCAGAAUACCUCUGCUCACACUAAACUUGUCGUUAAGUUGAAAAUUAAUUUAUUUUAGCCCAACAACUUCAACUGAUUGAAGGCUCAGUAACUGAGACUGCAAGCUACAGACAGAGCCCUACGAUAAGGUUCUAUUUUCUCCCUAGUCUCUCCUUCUGACAGACCAUCUUUAAUUUAAGAUUCAUUAAAAAAAUUUUUUUUUUAAUUUUUACAGGUUCUUGGAACAUUUUAAGAAAUAACCAGUUAUGGGAGCUUGAGGCCAGACCUAAGCUCAUGUAACCCAUGGUUAUAGGAGCCAGAUUCCACAUGACUGAGGUUUAAAUCCUGGCCCCAGUGGUUGAAAAGCAAACAAAACUUGUAGGAGUGCCUGCCCUAAAUCCUAAAGAGAAGGAGGAAUCGAGGAAAAGGGAUUGCAGCAUGACCACACCCCAUGGGGGAAGGGUGCUUCCCUCUCAGAUGAGUGCAUAUACCCUCUAGUGUACAAAAAAGGUGGGGGGAGAAAAGGAAAGAAAUUGCCAGUGAUGAUUCCAUUGCAUCUCAACAAUCACUAAUUUCCCAGCUCAAAAGUUGGGCCGUUAUUGCUUUGUAUUUUACCUCCUCUCUUCAUUCAAUUCAUAUUUUAUGUUCUGUUGUUUAGGGUGUCCCAUUUUCUGCUACCAAUGUUUGUAAUAGCAUACUUUGUUGCAAUCAACAGAAACUGACUUUGGACUUUUUUUAAUGUAGAAAAAAAUCUAUCAAAAAGACAUUGUUUGGUUCAAAUAACUCCUGGGAGGUUCUGCAAAAUCAUACUUUGAAAGUGAGCUGGAGAAAGGAAGACUAGGUGUAGCUAAGCCCACGAUCCAACUCAUAAAGCCAAUCCAGAGGGGCUGACCCUGGGCACCACAGCUGCUUGGCCACUGUCCCCAGCCUUAGACACAGUCUCCACCCUGCCUCACUCACUCUGUCCACUCUGUGGACAUGGAUACUCAAUAUUACUGUGACUGCUGUACUGUCUGCCACCCAGAUGAAUUCUCCAGGGUUCCUUCUUCGUAUUUUUAUCUCUCGCUUUUAAAUUAAACUUUGAGUUUGAGGGGGCUAGCCUUGAGUCACAUGUCCACAUCCUAAUUCCAACGAAGACUGAGAACUGAGUAUUCGGCACGUUUUACUUUCAUACUGCUGGUGGGCUCUGCCUCUGAUGUGUUAGGAAAUCCCUUAAAUAGUGGACGUCGGGUUCGGGUACUGGACAGGCUGUGAUGGUGAAUGUCCACCACCCUUGGCUAACCUUAGGCUCACUAGCUGUCUAUUCUCAGAACGAUGCAGCUACUACCAGGGAUUGGUAAACCCUGGGAUUAUGAACACUCAUAAUGCCUUUACUACAAUCAAAUUGCUCUGCAAGCUCAGGGCCAACACUUGGGCUUUUCCUGUAGCUGAAUUCUACCCAAUGGAAGGGUAGACACAAAGGGGAAAGAAGAGGCCAUGCCCUCAAAGUGUCCUGAGGCUCAGGACUACGCUGGGGUAUGAGCUGCAUCUUAGAAGGAAUCUUUGGAGUUGCCCAUCAAAUGACACUCGAUGUCAUUCCCCACCCCGAUGCCCGACCUGGGUUACAAGCUGGAAAGAAGAGAAUGCCUUCCAGCGACUCUUCAGCCAUUCUCUGGUUUCCCCCAAAUGGCGUGGUGUGUGGGCAGGCGCUCACCUUUUCUUCAGGCUUAAAAAAAUAAAACUGGUGGGGCUGGACAGUGGCACGGCAGUAAAAUACGACACUGAGAGGCUGACUCACGUGAGAAGGUUCUGGCUUCGUAUCCGGAGACCUCCCCGAAAAUGCUGGGCAUGUGUGCCAAUAACGUGGGAGUGGUAGAAGCUGAAGGUGGAUCACAGCUUCCAGACCCUGCUGUGGGUGCUGUCUCUGUGUCUCUGUCUCACUCAUGGAAAAAAAUUAAAAAAUAAAACUGAGACUUUAGAGUCUGGUUUCCCCAUGUUUCUCCUUGAGUGUUAUUUUCUUUUGAGCACACAUAUCUGAACUCUGGAGAAUUCAGGAGGAACAGACCCAUUCUCGGUUGUAAGGGACUAAUAUUCUGAAAUAAAACUGGGUGUGGCCCACACAUGUGUAGGACACUUACCAGGAUGUGCUUCUUAAAGGGUGCACAUGAUGGCUGCAAGUGCAUGUUCCUCCUGAUGUUUCUACUUCUCCGGAAUAAGUAAAACAGCGAAUCAUUAAGAAAAGUGCCAUUUGGUCUGUGUUUCCUAGAGGUUGCCUCGCACAGCACUGUGGCAAGACACACUCAUGGAGUGAUGUUGCUACAGAGUAUUUAUGAAGUCCUGACUGACUGGAUUGGAUAGGCUGUAAGGUUUGCCCUUUCCUGGGGGUAGAGAAGGGUUCAUGUUCCCUUCUAUCAAAGGUCGGAAACCACCCUCCACACCAGAAGAGAAUUGCAUUUAAAGAAUUGCUUAGCCUUUGUCACUGCUAGAGUAAUCCCGGGGACUACCCUGAACUUCCCCAAAUUCUCCUUGUAGAGGACAUCUAGAGAAGGGUGCCUCAAAUGUGGCACUAUUGACAUUUGGGAUGGGAUAGUUUUUUUGUGGGUGGGAUUGUCCCGCGUACUGUAGAACAUUCAGCAGCAUCCUGAUCUUGGUCCACUGCAGGCUGUAACGCAACCUCUGUCUUUCAUGGCAGUUCGAAGUGUCUAUAGACAUUGCCGCUGUUCCCUGGUGGGGAAUAUCUUCACCAGUUGAGAACUACUGAUUUGGAGAAAUGCUUCUUCCUUGUCAGUACUGAGUAAAUUCUUCUAUACACCAAGAAGCAGAUCUAUCAAAAACCGUAUUUUGAAAGUGGCCACCUGGUCAGUUUAGCACAGCCUACACCUGUCAACCUUCACAAAGUUAAUUAAGAAUUAGAAUCAUCUGGAUAACUUUUUUUAAAGAGAUAUUUUUGCUAUA